This is a messenger RNA of Peniophora sp. CBMAI 1063, 1242 nucleotides long. The record is from the annotation of a GenBank genome assembly. NCBI's taxonomy places the organism in Eukaryota, Fungi, Basidiomycota, Agaricomycetes, Russulales, Peniophoraceae.
AUGCCACACGAUGUACACGGCAAGCCCGUCGUCGCGGCCGCCGUCGCUGGCGCACUAUUCGUCUUUAUGCUCCUCGGCUUCGUCGUCGAGUCCGAGCUGACCCAAUACGUACAAACGAGCCUCGGGUACCGCCAGCCCUUCUUUCUCUUCUACGUCGUGCAUUCGGCUUUUAUCGCCAUCUUCCCCGCCCACUUCCUCUACCUCGUCCUCAUCCGCCGACAUAGCCCCCGCGCACUCUUGACAGGCCUAUCACAAGCCAUCAAAGGUCACCUAGCACCGAAGGGGACCAAACGCGCCAGUGCACUCACAGGACCGUUCCCGAGCUACAAAUUCUUCCGCCUCGCAGCCCUCUGCACGCUCGGCGCCACUGUACCAGCUCUGCUAUGGUUCGGCUCGAUCUCCCUGGCCAGCAUAUCCGACGUCACGGCCAUAUGGAACACCAACGCUUUCUUUGCCUACGUCUUUACAGUCCGACUGUACAAACUUCGUUUCGAGCGCCGUAAACUCUCCGCCGUCCUGCUUGCCACGAUCGGUGUACUGCUUGUCGUGUACGGCGGAGCAUCAGCGGGCGAACCGGACGAGACAGCCGUGACGAAGAGGACGGUGUACAGCGCGCCUCUGCUGGGCGAUGUGCUCACGCUUAUCGCGUCAGUCGGGUACGGCUUGUACCAGGUCAUGUACAAGCGCCACGCCGCUCUCCCCUCCGACCCCGAACCUCUAAUCACCGAUCCGCCAUACGAGCGCCUAAGCAUCGACUCGGACGUCGCAUCGCUCGACUCUCCCGCGCGUUCGACUCAUUCGCUCGUACCUACCCCGGCUACGGAGGACGUCAUCGAGUUCACGGCCGCGGUGCCUCCACCGUUCGGACUGCAUCCAAACUUAUUGACGAGUGCGAUCGGGCUAUGCACGCUUGUGUUGCUCGCGCCACUUGUACCGCUGCUGGACUGGGCGGGGUACGAGGAGUUCAGGCCGCCGCCGAAUGCGUGGACUACGCUGUCGAUUGCGGGGAUCGCGGCUAGUGGGGUUGUGUUCAACUCGGGACUCAUGGUUCUGUUGAACGUAUGGGGCCCGAUCGUCGUGAGCGUCGGCAACCUGCUCACCAUCGUCCUCGUUUUUAUCGCCGACAUAUUCUUCGGCGCGGGUGCGAGCGCCGUCACACUUGGCAGCGUGCUCGGUUCUGGAUGCAUCAUCGGUGCAUUCGGUAUUCUCGUGUUCGAUAUGCUGCGGCCGGCGGCAGCAUAG